Trichoderma citrinoviride is the source of this 882-nucleotide messenger RNA. RefSeq lists its product as hypothetical. The transcript has 4 exons. Bases 1 to 882 code for a protein of 293 amino acids. The record is from RefSeq and is a predicted model, not a curated record. Lineage: Eukaryota; Fungi; Ascomycota; Sordariomycetes; Hypocreales; Hypocreaceae.
AUGGCGCAGACGUUCAUGAGAGACGAUGAACUCUGCAAGCAGUACGCAAAGUUUGCAGCGGAUCUGGACCGGUGGCACUUCAAGAUCAUCUACUGGUUUAUGUUCGUCCUGAAUCUUGUGAUUCUGUUCGUCGCGUCUUGGGCAUACAUAAGAAGCCAAGAUACAAACGAACAGUUCAGUCAUGAGCCACGGCGGCGGACCAGGAUGCUGGUGAGAUACAUGCUCAUGUGCCUUGCCUGUGUUCUCGUAUCGGCAGCAGUGGUUGUCAUGGAGGCCUUUGCUCUACUUGCCUUGCAGUUUUGCGAUGGUGAAAACUUAAUAUCGCUUUAUUGGUCCACUUGGACCAUGAUCCAGGUUGGAUCACUGAUAGCCAUGAUGGGCAUCAUCCUCGCCAUGGCACAUUCGUUGCGAAACAGAAGACAUCCGCCGUGGGCGCUCGCUUUGGGAACACCCGUCCUCGUCAUUGCCGGCUUGUUGCAUCUCAUCCACGACUGCACGAAGAAGCGUGUCAAGAGGAUGGCGACCGGGUCCAUCAUGAAGAGCAAUGCCCCUUCUAUGAGUGAAGUGAAUACGAUCCAAGGAAACCUCGAAGACGAGCUCGACAACACGAUCUUGGGUGAUUUCAUAGGCUUCACGGUCGAGGGCGGCCCAAUUGUCCGGUUCAACAACUCCAUGCCGCUCAAUCUCAACACUGACUACGGGUUCGAAUUGCUUGGCUACUACGACAAUACUCGGCCUGUCGUAGCGUACCAAAAGGGCGCCGUUCAGUUCCUGUCUACCGACAAGGACAAACCAUUGCCGCCGAAAGAGGCGCGAAUAAAACAGGGCAAGUCGGCUGAAAAAUUGCAAGAGUCUCGAGAGAAUGAAAUCAGCAGUGCAUAA